Messenger RNA from Lecanosticta acicola, 1788 nucleotides. The record is from the annotation of a GenBank genome assembly. NCBI's taxonomy places the organism in Eukaryota, Fungi, Ascomycota, Dothideomycetes, Mycosphaerellales, Mycosphaerellaceae.
AUGUCUCCCUCCAAAGUCAGCACCAUCCAGUGGGACCAGUUCUACAACAUCAUCAAUGGCCAGCAGCGUGACGGCAAGGACCAACACUACGGUAUCAACCCGACCACCGGCGACAAGAAUUGGUCCGUUCCCAUCGGUAGCCAGCAAGAUGUAGAUGAGGUACGCUCCGAUUCUCCCUCGCCAUAUCUGUCUGAUCUGACCCUCGAGCUCGGCGUGCUAGGCCGUCGACGUGGCAAAGAAGGCCUUUGAGUCGUGGAGAUUCACCGCGCUGGAGAAGCGGAAGGAGCUGCUGAGCAAGUUCAAGGACGUCGUCCUCCAGUAUGCCGACGAGUUGACCGAGCUGCUCUGCCAAGAGACCGGCAAGCCCAAGCAGGUCGCUCAGAUGGAGAUUCACGCCGUUGGUGCUUGGGUCGACCACCACAACACCCUGACCCUCCCCGAAGAGCGCGUGGAAGACGACGAGAAGACCAUCAUCACCCGCUACACGCCCCUCGGCGUCGUCGGUGCCAUCUGCCCGUGGAAUUUCCCCAUCCUGCUCAGUGUCGGCAAGAUCAUCCCCGCGCUCCUGACGGGAAACACCAUCAUCGUCAAGCCCUCCCCCUACACCCCCUACUCCACCCUCAAGGUCGUCGAGCUCGCCCAGGAAGUCUUCCCACCCGGUGUCGUCCAGGCCAUCGGGGGCGGCGACUACCUGGGCCCCAUGUUCACCACCAACCCCGGAAUCGCCAAGAUCUCCUUCACCGGCUCCAUCGCCACCGGAAAGAAGAUCAUGGCUGCCUGCGCGCACACUCUCAAGCGUGUGACUCUCGAGUUGGGAGGCAAUGACGCCUCCAUCGUCUGCCCAGACGUCGACAUCAAGAAGACUGCUCCCGAGCUGGUCAUGGGUGCUUUCCAGAAUUCCGGUCAAGGUACCUGCCCCCUCUCCUCCAUUUCCAUUUCCAUUUCCAUUUCUCCCUCCAUUCCAACCACGGUACUGACGACCUGUGCAGUCUGCGUCGCUACGAAGCGGAUCUACAUCCACAAGGAUAUCUACGACGAGAUGUUGCAGGAGAUGGUCAACUUCACCAAGACUCUGACCGUCGGUCCGCCUUCCGAGGGAGCCUUCCUGGGACCCAUCCAGAACAAGAUGCAGUACGACAAGGUCGUAGAGUACUUCAAGGACACAAAGGUAAUGUCCUCGUCUCUCCCUCUUCCCCUUCCUUUUUUCUAUCAAUGCCAAUCCGCACCACGACGCUAUCUCAACGGCUGCUCCCGCGGACCUAGCACCAUCCGAAUCCCUACUCCCCACUUCCUCACUCACUACCAGCAUUCUCGACAACACAAGAAAGCCUCCCGCCGCACCAACGCCACCCCACUAACAACCCUCCCCACCCACAGAAACAAGGCUACAAAUUCGCGACCGGAAGCGACGAAGUCCCCCCCGGCAAGGGCUUCUACAUCCAACCCACCAUCAUCGACAACCCGCCCAACGACUCGCGCAUCAUCCAGGAAGAACCCUUCGGCCCCAUCGUGCCGACGCAGAAAUGGGACGACGAAGAGGAAGUCAUCGCCCGCGCCAACAACAGCAACGCCGGCCUCGGCGCCUGCGUCUGGAGUCGGGACCUCGCACGCGGCCAGCGCAUCGGCGCGCGCCUGGAAGCCGGCAGCGUCUUCAUCAAUAGCUGGGAGAAACCUACCCCGCAGGCUUUCUUUGGGGGUCACAAGGAGAGUGGUAUCGGAGGGGAGUGGGGACAGGAUGGUGUCAAGGCUUAUUGCAAUGCGCAUGUGAUGCAUGUUUAUAAGGCUUAG